AUGGCGUCCGAUGAAGCUACUACGGCCGCAGCUGCAUCCCCGCAGGAGCUGCAGAAGGAGAAUAUAAAGCCAGAGGAUAACACAUCAAAGGAAGAGAAGAACACGGAAGACCAGCCUUCGAAAGAAGAGCCUGCGGAGAAAACCGUUGACAUCUCCAACCUUCCGUCCUCUGCUGCCGACGGCGUUAUCAAAACCCUCUUCCAUGGGCCGCUUGAACACUGCAAGCCUCCCCCUCCGGCAGAGCUAACCGCCGAACAGAAAUCCAAGUACGACGGCCUUCUGGCAUUGGUGAGCGGAUGGUCCACUAUCCCGACUACGUCCGCAAAGAACUCGCCAGUAGAGCCGCUGAGCGAUGAUGAGCGCAUGUUCCUUACCAGGGAAUGCCUGCUCCGAUAUCUUCGUGCUACCAAAUGGAACGUCAACAGUGCAGAAUCCCGCCUGCAAGCAACUCUCGUCUGGCGCCGCGAGUACGGUGUCAAAAAACAUACUCCAGAGUACAUCUCAGUUGAGAAUGAGACCGGAAAGCAGGUGAUCCUCGGUUACGACAUCCACGCCCGGCCCUGCCUAUACCUUAACCCUAGCAAGCAGAAUACCGAACACAGUCCCCGCCAAAUCGAGCAUCUGGUCUUCAUGAUCGAGCGUGUUAUCGAUCUGAUGGGGCCCGGCCAGGAAUCGCUUGCAUUGCUGGUGAAUUUCAAGGAGACCAGCUCUGGCCAGAACGCUACGAUUUCCCAGGGAAGGCAAACUUUGAGCAUCCUUCAAAACCACUAUCCAGAGCGUCUCGGCAGGGCCCUGGUUAUUAACAUGUCGUUUUUCAUCCUUGGUUUCUUCAAACUGAUCACCCCGUUCAUUGACCCGUUGACGAGGGAGAAAUUGAAGUUCAACGAGGACAUGCGGCAACAUGUCCCAUCUUCACAGCUCCUCAAGGUGACUGGUGGUGAUGUCGAGUUUGAAUACGACCACUCCGUCUACUGGCCAGCCCUUAAUGCCCUAGCCACCCAGAAAAGACAAGCCUACCGCGAGAGAUGGAUCCAGGGAGGCAAGUUUAUUGGCGAGCACGAGGACUACCUCAAGGGAGGACCUGGAAAGAGCCUUGCAGAGACAAACGCCGCACAGCCAUCCGACACUCCUGCCGAUAUCCAGGAGAAAAUGGAGAGCCUGGCAGUCAAUGAUCCUGCCAAAGACCAGCCAGAGACCACAGCCACAACCACGGCUUGA
Messenger RNA from Arthroderma uncinatum, 1218 nucleotides. RefSeq names its product CRAL/TRIO domain-containing protein. NCBI's taxonomy places the organism in Eukaryota, Fungi, Ascomycota, Eurotiomycetes, Onygenales, Arthrodermataceae. The record is from RefSeq and is a predicted model, not a curated record. The coding region runs from base 1 to 1218 and encodes 405 amino acids. The transcript is spliced from 2 exons. Gene Ontology annotation, molecular function: phosphatidylinositol transfer activity.